This is a messenger RNA of Juglans microcarpa x Juglans regia, 1466 nucleotides long. RefSeq lists its product as uncharacterized. NCBI's taxonomy places the organism in Eukaryota, Viridiplantae, Streptophyta, Magnoliopsida, Fagales, Juglandaceae. The coding region runs from base 475 to 1026 and encodes 183 amino acids. The transcript has a single exon. The record is from RefSeq and is a predicted model, not a curated record.
UUUCUGAUUGGAACUUUACUCCCACCGUCAUGUUUCUUUCAGUUUCCCAUUUCCAUACCAAUACGACAAUACCUCUCUCUCUCUCUCUCUCUCUCUCUCACUUCUAUAAAUUUCCCAUUGCUCAUCUCACUUCCAUUUUCUUCCUUGUGCUUAUUACUCAUUUGGCUUCUUCUACCUUAGAUUUCAUCUGGGAAUCUCUCAUUCUUUCUGUUCUUGCCCUAAACUCUUGGAUUUUGAUUUUUUAAUCUUUGUUAGCUGCUUUGACUCUCACAUCUUUUCACCUCUUAGGCUGCAUUUCCCUUCCAUCCCAUUUGGCUAGUUCCCAUUCCCUCUGUUCUUGCACGAAAUCUUUGAUCUUCCCUUGCUACAUUUCAGUUCUUGGGUUAUCAAGAGAUAUCAAUUUUGGUUCUUGGGUUGUGUUCCUCUCUCUUCGAUUCACUCUUUUUUUCUUUCUGAACUUUUAUUCUAAUUGCAAUGUCGCAAGGCUAUGCUAUAGAGCUUUACUUCGAAACCGCCCUCGAAAACCAGGUCUUGAAGGCCUGGAACGUGCUCGCUAGCCGCAAAAUCAGCACGAAACUCAUCGAAAUCCAAUCACGUCCACAUAUCACCCUCUUCUCCAGCCCCUCCAUCGAUCCUCCAAUGCUUGGAAACGUUCUCAAGAACCUUGCUUCGAAGCAGGAGUAUUUGCCUCUAUCUUUCUCUUCAAUCGGAACUCUUCCCGAUGAAAACAACGUGCUUUUUCUCUCGCCGACGCCAUCGUUGUCGCUUCUCCAGUUCCAGGCGCAACUGUGCGAUGCAAUGCAGAAGGAAGGGAUCGAGAUUUCGGAUGAGUAUAGACAGAACUCUUGGAUUCCUUAUUGCGCGGUGGCUGAGGAAGUGCCGAGCACUCGGAUGGCCGAUGCAUAUAGCCUAGUGCGGAAGUUGAAGUUGCCGUUUUCUGGGUAUGCAGUGGACCUAGGUUUGGUGGAGUUUCCUCCGAUGCGCGAGGUUUUCUCCUUUGUGCUUGGCAAUUCGGAAGAGGCAUGAGGUUGGUUUCAAAGCCUUUCCUUAUGUGUUACUCUGAACCUCUGUUUUCCCUCUUUUUUUCGUUCUUGUUUUCUCUUUCCCGUAUGAUUGUGGUGCCUUUUGUGUUACUGUAGAAUGAUAACAAUGGCGCUAUUCAGAGCAUAUUUUCAAGAUUUUUUUUUUCUCAAAUCUCAGGAGUUGUAAAAUUCUUACUAUUCAGAUUCUUUCCCUGUUUUUCAUACUAAUCUUGUCCGGAACUAAUACAAGAAUUGCAAGAGUUUAGAAGCCUAGAAGAUGUCUUUUUGCAUCUUUUAAUGUUCAAAGAAUGUCUUCAUCUCUGUAUUUGCGAGCUCUGUCACUACGGUCUGAGUCUGCCUGCCCAUAUGUUAUGAACUCGAAUGACUUCGAUCGUGUUGGUUUCCAUUUACAGGGAACUCAAGAGCUAGCAAUUGGUAUGUUAU